Messenger RNA from Miscanthus lutarioriparius, 795 nucleotides. NCBI's taxonomy places the organism in Eukaryota, Viridiplantae, Streptophyta, Magnoliopsida, Poales, Poaceae. The record is from the annotation of a GenBank genome assembly.
AUGCAGCAGCUGAUCGAGAACCUUGCCGUCGAUCUCCGCAAGAACUUCGGGGAGAUGCAUCGCCAACUUGUCAACCUCGACAAACGUCUGCACGCUAUAGAGCACGCACGCAUCCAUGGCGAUGCCGCCAUCACCGGCGUCCAAGCCGGAUUGGAUAGGGCAGCUGCCAUCGACGACCUUGCUGCAGAAACCAAGCGAGUCAUGAUUGCCGCCGGCAAAUCAUACCUCAAGCGCAAGAUGGACGAACCCCAAUCUUCCAGCGCUCCGGAGAUCAUCCUGGCAGUCUCCGACAGCCUGUUUUCGGCUUCACCUCCACCACCGCAGCCACCAUUGUCACCGCUCUUCCCACCACUAGACGGACCUCCAGUCAUCCGUGCGGCUGCCCACCAAGUCAUGGACGACCACCAUCGGAAGCCUGCACUAGGAACACCACCAACCGCGACAUUGCCGGCACCUCAGCACCAACUCACGGCUGUCCAGCAAGCGUUGGACGACAACCAGCGGGAGCCCACGCUGAGAUCGCCACCGACGGCAACUCCACCAGCAGCUCGGCAUCAACCGCCCCAGCACCGCAGAACACUCCAGCGGCAACACAUUCUCCACCAGCUGGCUACAACACCGAAGCAGCCGUCCACAGCGAACCUGACCACAACAUCCUCGCACAGCUCCACCUUGCCGCCGACGAGCGUGAACUCCAGAUCAUCUCCGCCACCAUUAAAGUCCAGACCGCAGCGCCAGCUUGGUCGCUCCAACACGGCAUCAUCCGCCACAACGACUGCUACUACAUCCCAGUGA